AUGGCCAUUCCCCUAUCUCUCAUGCUAGUCAUAGCCAUGCUUUUUCUCUUCUCAUCCAAAAUUUCCUCCGAAUCUGACACCCUCACUCAGUUGCAGCCACUUCACGAUGGAGCCACCUUGGUUUCCAAAGAAGGAACCUUUGAGUUGGGUUUCUUCAGCCCAGGUAGCUCCACAAACCGCUACCUAGGAAUCUGGUUCAAAAACAUUCCACUAAAAACCGUCAUUUGGGUUGCCAACCGCAACUACCCAAUAAUCAACAAGAACACCUCCACCUACACCAACACCAACACCAAGUUAACCAUAACCAAAGAUGGAAACCUCACCCUUCUCACCGCAAACAACACCCAUCACUGGUCAACAAAUGCAACAACGAAAUCAGUGAAUGCAGUAGCACAGCUCUUGGAUUCAGGCAACUUGAUCCUAAGAGAAGAAAAAGACAACACCAAUUCUCAAAACUACUUGUGGCAAAGCUUUGACUAUCCUUCAGAUACACUUUUACCAGGGAUGAAGCUUGGAUGGGAAGUAACAACAGAGGCUCUUAAUCUUAAUAGGUAUCUCACUGCAUGGAACAAUUGGGAAGACCCAUCUUCUGGUCAAUUCGCUUAUGGCGUGGCAAGAAGCAGCAUCCCCGAAAUGCAACUACGGAAUGGCUCAUCAGUGUUCUACAGAAGUGGCCCUUGGAACGGCUUUCGAUUCAGCGCUACACCCAUUCCAAAACACCGUUCAUUGGUGAAUCUUAAUUUUGUGGACACCACCAAAGAGAGUUAUUAUCAGAUUUUCCCGAGGAAUAGGUCAUUGCUUAUAAGAACGGUUGUUAACCAAACCGUUUCCACUCUUCAGCGCUUCUUUUGGGAUGAAGAAAGCCAAAACUGGAAGCUGGAGUUAGUUAUUCCGAGGGAUGAUUUUUGCAGCUAUAACCACUGUGGCUCUUUCGGGUACUGCGCCGUGAAGGAUAACUCCUCAGUGUGCGAGUGUUUACCUGGGUUUGAACCAAAAUCGCCUUGGACUCAAGGGUGUGUACAUAGCAGAAAAACUUGGAUGUGUAAGGAGAAAAAUAAUGACGGUUUCAUUAAGAUUAGUAACAUGAAGGUCCCCGACACAAAAACAUCAUGCAUGAAUAGAAGUAUGACAAUUGAGGAAUGCAAGGCAAAGUGCUGGGAAAAUUGUUCUUGUACGGCUUAUGCUAAUUCAGACAUCACUGAAAGUGGAAGUAGUUAUAGCGGCUGCAUCAUCUGGUUCGGUGAUUUAUUAGACUUGAGACAGAUUCCAGAUGCAGGGCAAGAUCUAUAUGUUAGAAUCGAUAUCUUCAAAGUAGGUUCUACGUGGCUCAAACUGUAUUUCUCCAAUAGAAAUUGA
Molecule: messenger RNA, 1356 nt
Organism: Glycine soja
Lineage: Eukaryota; Viridiplantae; Streptophyta; Magnoliopsida; Fabales; Fabaceae
Product: S-locus-specific glycoprotein S13-like
Exons: 2
Coding region: 1-1356 (451 amino acids)
Biological process (GO): recognition of pollen
Source: RefSeq, a predicted model, not a curated record